GAACGACGAAUUGGUGCAGACGGUUUUUGUUUUCGCUGCGAAUCUGGUUUUUGUGCAGGUUUAAUUAAACUAAUAAUAUCAAAGAGGUUGAUUAACAUAAGUAACUCUUUAAAACGCGAUAUUUCGCUACGUGGAAACGCGCGUUUGUCAUGAAUUGUGUGGGGCUGAUCCUACUCUUGCAGUCGUAUUCAAGCUGAUAUGCAAGUGCACUCCGAUCUUAAAAUGACAGGCAAGUUGCACUUGCAAUCAGGUAGGGCGUGUUUUUCCUGUGUGCGGCGCAGACGAUAGCUUAAGACUGAAUACCUAAUAAAAAUUUACACAGUAAAUCGUAAAAUAAACAUAAAAAUCAAUAGUAAUCUAAAUAUACAAAUUUGAAAAAAAGAGUGUUAAAAAGGAAAUAAAUACUUGCGUCGAUAAGAGGGGAGUCGCGUAAAGUAGAGAAUAAAAAAUAAUUGCAACUUCCCUUUUGUAGCUGUUUUUGUGUCUACUACAAAAUUGCGAAGCAACGUAGAAAAAGCAAAAUGCAGAGCGUAGAGUAGUGUAAAGUGAGUGUGAAAUCAAAAUGUGUAUGAAAUCCCUAUUUUAAAUGGUAAUUUGUGUAUUACCUAAAUUAUAUGAUAAAAGUGGAUACACUAAGUAAAGUUUAGCCGAACGACGGAAAUAAAAUACGUGCAGAGGAAAUAAUUAAAAUUAUUGUGCCGCACUUCCGUCCGCGGUCUGUGCCCUCUCCACUUGACUCGCGACACUUCGGGUUCGAAAGUUGUUUUUUAUUUAGUCUGACACGCCCACAAAAUUGGGGAAAAGCUUCAGCUUCGGCUCACCCAUUCACCUUCACGAAAACCUUGAGAGUUUGGCUUCUUCACAUCGAACUCGAGUUUCAAGCGCACAUACCUCUUUUCUCUCGGUAGUAACUAAGCUGGCAUUAUGGGCGCUCAGCAGGGAAAGGAGCGCGGUUCACAUUCAAGUGGCGGUGGCCAUGGCGGUACAGCAAGUUGUAUUGGUGUCCCAAGCAGUGGCAGCCCAGUCGGCUUGUCGUCGUCUCAUGGCAUUAGUGUUGGCAGUGUAAAUGCAUUAGCUGCUGGUUCCACUUUGCGUAGUUCACGCAUCAAAUCAUCCGUAACACCAGCAGCUGUGGGUGGCAGUUCACAUCGUUCGACCGCCACUUCGGUUAGUAGUGUUGGACAUACAUCGAAGGACAAUCACAGUCGCUGCAACACUAUCGGAAUGAACAUUUUCACAGAACAUAAUGGAAUCGCACCACCACUGUAACCCUGAGGGCCUCUCGUGAAAUUUUGUUAUGUUGUUGGCUUUCAAUGUAUAUUAUAAAUGAUGUUAUAAUAAAUCAUUAGUUGCUAUAG
This is a messenger RNA of Anastrepha ludens (Mexican fruit fly), 1358 nucleotides long. Its product is annotated as tyrosine-protein kinase Abl-like. NCBI's taxonomy places the organism in Eukaryota, Metazoa, Arthropoda, Insecta, Diptera, Tephritidae. The coding region runs from base 925 to 1269 and encodes 114 amino acids. The transcript is spliced from 2 exons. The record is from RefSeq and is a predicted model, not a curated record.